CAUUCUGAUGCUUCUAAUCGUCUGUUACUCGCCGUCCUGUGUCUAUUUCUCCUCGUUUUAAUAUCUGCCCGUGUUCCGACCAGGUUCCCAUUGCUUCAUGCGACGGUACGACGCUGCGUCAUGGAAGACGAACUGGUGACUGACGGCGGGCCGGUUGCUGUGGACGCCAGAAGACGCUUCCACGUCGUGGAAUUUCGCGACAAGAGCACAUACGUUAUCUCGUCCUCUUGGGUCAGUCAUACAGUCGCUGGGACAUACGCCCACUGGCCAGAAGGGGUAUCCAAACUAAAGAUCAACAAGCUCAUCAGAACUCAUGAAGGCCCAAAAGACACGUGGACUCUCCACCAUAUUCGCAUUCUCCACACCACAGAUGAUGCAGAUGAGGCUUUCGAUCUUCUCCCUGCUGCUGAGGACACCUCGAACUUAGAGCAUGAUGAAGAAUACCGAAAAAAAACUCGGAAAACACGCAAGCGAGUUAUAAUAUAUAGUGACGAAGAUGAUGACGAGGAAGAGAAACAGCCAGCACGGAAAAAAAAGAAAGGAUCUCGCCACCACACACAAAUAGCCCCACCUCCAUCAUUGCCACCCCAUUUAUGUAGCAGCCUCUUGAACACAGAAGUGUCACAUGUCCACACAAGCACUGGAAAUGGUACCCGUGCUCAACAGCAACACCAAAGACCUUCAGAGAAUUCAGCAAGGCCUGUCUUUUCAGGGAUGAAUUUGUGCAGCAGCGCAUCACAAGAGCACAGUGGCAGUGUACCAUGCAUACCAGGAGUGUUGUCAGCAUUCGAGAGCAUUGUUCCUUCCCCCCAGUGUGUGCCUACCCUACCAUUAUGUGAGCAACAUGAAUUAUCACAAGCACGCAGCAGGAAUCCAUCGCAUACAGCAGGCAUCUUGUCAGCAUUUGAGAACAUGUCUUCCUCACCAUGUGAAUCCUCAGGGGACCAGCACCCUAGCUUGUCCCUGCAGACCCAAUAACAAAGCUACACAUGCGGAACAUCCCCAGAGGCCUCCCCUUC
This is a messenger RNA of Ornithodoros turicata, 1019 nucleotides long. RefSeq lists its product as uncharacterized. The record is from RefSeq and is a predicted model, not a curated record. The coding region runs from base 121 to 978 and encodes 285 amino acids. NCBI's taxonomy places the organism in Eukaryota, Metazoa, Arthropoda, Arachnida, Ixodida, Argasidae. The transcript has 9 exons.